CAAAGAAUGGUUUAGAAAUGAAUCCUUUGCAGUUUAAUGAAGGAAUAAACAAUUCUAUUGGCUUCUCUGAAGGUAAUCCUCCUCCUCCUUUUCAACAACCAUAUGUUCCACCUGUUCGCUAUUUGGAAGGAGGGGAUGCACAACCAGUUGCUCCACACUUUCCAAUUCAACAACAUCAGCAACAGAGAGGAUCUAUGCAAAGACCUAGCAGCACUGAUGCAAAUAGCACAAUUGCUAAUUAUUUGAUGCAUUUUGUUGUGGACCAUGACCGGGAAUUCAGCAAAAAAGCAAUUGAAAGUUUAAUUAAAAAAUUAAAAGAUAAACGUGAUGAAUUAGACGCUUUCAUUAUUUCUGUCUCUUCCCUUGGCCGGGUCGAAACAAAAUGUAUUACAACUACUCGAACACUUGACGGGCGUUUGCAGGUAGCUGGACGUAAAGGUUUUCCACAUGUUGUCUAUGCAAGAGCAUUUCGUUGGCAUGAUUUGCAUAAAAAUGAACUUAAACACAGAAAUAUUUGUGUUUUUGCUUUUGAUUUAAAAGGCGAACAGGUGUGCGUAAAUCCUUAUCACUAUGAGAGAGUAAUUUCUAUUGAAGGAGGAACGACAGAUUUACAUUCACCUUCAGGGUUGUUUUUAUCUUUUUUAUCUGAAUAA
Meloidogyne enterolobii is the source of this 653-nucleotide messenger RNA. The record is from the annotation of a GenBank genome assembly. Lineage: Eukaryota; Metazoa; Nematoda; Chromadorea; Rhabditida; Meloidogynidae.